AUGAAUUUUCCCUGGGGCCGGCUGGCUGCUUUUAUUGUCGCUGCUCUGGCCCUCUCGCCCCGCCGGGCCUUCACAUCUCGCACUGACUGCACAUCCGAGACAGGUUCCGGUCUCACUCUUGAUGCAGAUACCCGGUAUCACAAGGCUUGGACCGUCCCAAUCUCCGGAGCGAAGCCUCUGUUUGGCCUGAACAAGCGCAUUCUGGACGUCGGGAGGAGAGACUGUGUUGCCAACGGCUCCAAUUAUUGCUUCGGUAACAAUGUCGACUUCUGUGCCGGCUGCGGAAACUGCUGUAUCGAAGGGAACUACUGUUGUGGGAAAGGGAAAAUCUGUUCUGAGGCGAAAUGUCUCAAUCCUCUUCAAAGGGCGCCCGUAACUGCCACCUCAACCAUCUUCCAGACCGUCAAUCUAGUUGCAACGCAGCGAGCCACGGUUGUGAUAGUUGUGAUUGAAAAAUCAACCGUCGUCUCUGCUGUCGAUGCCACCAUAUCGACUGCUGCCACUCAGACCAGCAUCGUGUGGGUGACCGCGACGGCAACUGCCCUUGCAGAAAGGGCACCCACGGGUCUCGGUCUGCCAGAUCAAACCACAUCGGACCACGUAACAUCAACCGUGCCGCCACAGAAUUGCAACGAUGCUGCUCUUCGUCCGAGGCAAGCGAAGCAGGGGCCUCCUCCAACAGUGACCAGCUAUGUCACUGAGACUACCGAACUCACGAGCAUCUCUACAACAUUCAUCACUGUGCACACAACUUCAACCGAAGUGACUACCGUCUAUCUAACCAACACUCGGGUGCUGAGAGCAGAUACAACAACCACCAUCACUUCCACUCUGACCCUCACCUCCCAUCGAUCCUCAACCUCGACCCUCACAACAACAGCACCAGCCAGUCCCAUCAUCCCCCCUUCAACCGCCAGCUCUCAGCCAGACGCAUCCACCUCCCUCAACCCCAUCUCAACCCCCCCUCAACGACUCCCAACCCAAACCAUAGCCGGCAUCGCGGCAGGCAGCAGCGUCCUAGCCCUUUUCCUCGCAGGCUUCGUGAUCCUCGCUGUCCGGCGCCGCCAUCACAGCUCCCCCAAACAGGAUGAGGACGGCGAGGUAUUCUCCACCGGUACUAGCAUCUUCCAUGAUAAUACCCCUGGCGGCGGCGGCGGAGAUUCUAUGGCUAUGAGACAGCCGACUCUACCGGUCCUGCCACACUUCGCCGUGCUGCCGCCGGCGCAUCACGCCGUCGAGUAUCGGCUUCCUGUCACUGCUGCUGGCGCUGCUGCGGGGGGAAGUUAUGGAAGGCAGCAGCAGAAGCAUGGGGCUGGAGGAGAGUAUCUGGUCGUCAUUCCCCCACCUCAUCGCGGCUACAGACACUAUGUCGCUCGGGGGAGAGGUGGUGGCGAUACUGCUCAUGGUGCUAGUGGUGGCGGGCAUCAGAGGAAUGGAUCGGGGUAUACCACGCUCGUUGGCACACCCAGUCCCACUGUCGCCGGGUUUGGACUUCAUCCUGCUAGAGGGGACGGGGCGUCAAGGGCUGCAGGGCUAUGCGGUGGGGUGUCCUUGGCCCGGGCCGGUAGAAGCUGAUGACGGUUUUAUGUUGCCUCCUUGGGCUUUGUCCUGGCCAUGCGACUGAGGGUGGACGGCGCGGGGUGGAUUCUUGGCCUUUACCUUCUUCGGAUGCCGGCUCGCCGCGUAUACCAGAUUGUGAGCAUCCGAUGGCUCAAGCAGCAGUGGUGGGAGAGCUGGAAGGUGAUGAUGUGGCUCGGGAGUUGGAUGAGGCUGAUAAUGGUUGGCGCGGGUGACUUGGAAACGAGAUUUUUCCUCAUCUUCCGCCUCACCUUUCUAGCUUCUUCGGUUUCGGUCUGUCUACAUGGUUUUCCCUUUUUCUUUCUUUUUCCUUCUGUUUUCGC
This is a messenger RNA of Parathielavia appendiculata, 1901 nucleotides long. RefSeq lists its product as uncharacterized. NCBI's taxonomy places the organism in Eukaryota, Fungi, Ascomycota, Sordariomycetes, Sordariales, Chaetomiaceae. The record is from RefSeq and is a predicted model, not a curated record. The transcript is spliced from 4 exons. The coding region runs from base 1 to 1575 and encodes 524 amino acids.